AUGUCACAAGAAAGAGAGACUUCGAGGUUUUUCGACACUUCAAUGGAAUCAUCCACCACACAGGUCAAAUCUGAACCGCUAGAUCCAAUAGAACAUCAUCAUGAUUUUAUAAGGCAAAAUAGUAUAUUGAAAGAAUCAAGUAAUGCUGCAAAUAGUAUGAGCUCGCCAGUAACGGAUAAAUCAACCACAGCUCCUGAUACCACAGCUACGGAUGGAAAUGUUAAACUGGGUACUGGCCAAAACCUGUUUGUUGCUAAUGAUGAAGAUGAUGAAGAUGUUAAUGAAGAAGAUGAUGCUUAUAUGAUUUUUGAAUCUCAACUUCAGGCAAUUAUACAAGGUAUUAGUCCCCCAGAAGUACAAAAGUUAUUUGAAACACACAAGGAUAAAGAAACACCUGUGAUAUCUGCUGUGAAUGCUUAUUAUGAUGGUAUUGUAUUUGAUCCUUCACCUCCAAAGCAACCUACUACAUCAUCACCUUUACGUUCAUCACCAAAUUAUUCACAAUCUUCAACACAACCAAGUAUAUUUUCAUCAUUAGGAUCUAGAUCUACACAGGGAACAGCUACAAAGAGAAGGAAACCAAGUUAUAACAUACAACAAAAGGAAUUAUCACCAACUAUAAGUUGGAGAAGAUUUAUUGGUAGUUUACAAGUUGUUGGAUGGGCAACGAGACCAACUGUUAGACCAAUACCUUAUGGUACACAAUUAACAAUUGCUAAGAAUACAACACAGAAUACAAAUAAAAAAAGAAGAGUUGGUAGUGGGUCAGCAUCUACCGUAUCAUAUAUUAAAUUAGUUCAAGAUUAUAAUGACCCGUCAAGAGCUAAAGAAAUUGGUAGAGUCCCAGAAGAUAUUGCAGCCAUAUUGUUCCCACUUGUUGAUCAAGAUAUUUGUGAUUUUGAUGUUACUGUUGUCUUAUGUGAUGGGAGAUUAAGUACUGGUGAUUCAUUUAUUGUUCAAUUAGAUUGUUAUUUAACUUCUAAAAUAUUUGAAAAAUGGGCAGAUCAAGCUUCUUUUGAAGAAGGUUUGAAACAAUUGAAACAAAAACAACAUAGUUUCAACAAUGUUCAAUUUGAAAGUGAAGCUGAAAAAGCUAUACGACAAAGACAGGUUGGAUUGUUUAAACUGUUUAAUAAAUUGGAUUAUCAAGUUAGAACUGCAGAUGGUGCUAAUGAUGAUGAUGAAGAAGAUGAAGUUAUUGAUCUAGAAGAUGAAGAAAGUUCAGAUAACAUUCAACCAACACAAUAUCCAGAUCAAAAACCUGCCGAUGAAUUAAAUUUAAAUCAAUUGAAAGAAUUUUAUAGAAUAACUCAAACUUCAGAUGUUUUAGCAACUUUACCAGAAACUGAAACUUUUGAUAAUUUUAAAUUUGAAUUAAGACCUUAUCAAAAACAAGGUUUAACAUGGAUGUUACGUGGUGAACGUGAAAUUGUUAAUGAUCAACAAGAUGAACAAAUGAAUCCAUUAUGGAAAGAAUUUAAAUGGCCCAAGGAUAGAUCAUGGGCAGUUAUGAGAAAUGAAGAUUUAAGGAAAAAUUAUGAUCAAAAAUGCUUUUAUGCAAAUUUAUAUUCAGGUGAAUUUUCAUUAGAAAAACCAAUAUUGAAAACUUUAUGUCGUGGUGGUAUAUUAGCUGAUGAAAUGGGUCUUGGUAAAACAGUUUCUACAUUAGCUUUAGUUCAUAAUGCUCCAUUUGAUAAAGAUUAUGAUGCAUCAUUAGCUAUAAAGGAAAGAUAUGCUUUCAAGACAACUUUAAUUGUGGUACCAACUUCUUUAUUAUCUCAAUGGCAAGAUGAAUUUUUAAAAGCUAAUAAUACAGAUUCUAAAAUUAUAAUUUAUUAUGGUACAGAAUCUGGUAAAGAUUUAAAAAAUGAAUUAUGUGGUGAAAAUCCACCAAUGGUUGUAUUAACAACUUAUGGUACAAUUCAACAUGAAUGGUCAAAAUUAGUGUCAUAUGUUAAAGUUGAAGGUGGUGAAUUACCAAAAUUAGGUUUAUUUUCUGUUAGAUUUUUCAGAGUUGUAUUAGAUGAAGGUCAUAAUAUUAGAAAUAGAAUGGCCAAAACUACAAAAGCUUGUUAUGAUUUACAAAGUUCAAGAAAAUGGUUAUUAACAGGUACACCUAUCGUUAAUAGAUUAGAUGAUUUAUUUGCCUUAAUAAAAUUUUUAGAAUUACAACCAUGGUCAAAUAUUUCAUAUUGGAAAACUUUCGUUACAGUUCCAUUUGAAAUUAAAAAUUAUAAACAAGCUCUUGAUGUUGUUCAAUCUAUAUUAGAACCAAUUUUAUUAAGAAGAACCAAGAAUAUGAAAAAAGAUGGUAAGGCAUUAGUGGAAUUACCACCAAAGGAAGUUGUUAUUGAAAGAAUUAAAUUCAGUCCAAAGGAAAAAGCUCUUUAUGAUUGGUUUUUAGCAAGAGCUUCAUCCUCAGUUCGUGCAAGUAUUGCAAAAGGUGAUCUUUUGAAAAGAUAUACAACAAUUUUAGUUCAUAUUUUAAGAUUAAGACAAAUUUGUUGUCAUAUGGAUUUAAUUAAUGGUGGUUCAGAUGAAAUGGAUGAAGAUUUAUCAUCAAAACAAGUGACAAAUAUUGAUAUUCCCGAUGAUUUGAAAAAAAUGACUGAAACUUUUAAUCCAAGAGAUGUUGGUGAAAUUUUCAAUAAUAUUUAUAAAAAAUUUGAAAAUAUUGAAGAUUUAGAAUGUUCAAUUUGUACAAAUCAACCAAUUCCAACAGAUCAAUUAUCAUUCACUGAAUGUGGUCAUCCAUUUUGUAUAUCAUGUAUUUUAGAACAUUGUGAUUAUCAAGAGAUGAAAGGUAAUGAAACUUUAUGUCCAAAUUGCAGACAUCAAAUUUCAAGUUCAAAAUUAGUUAAAGCUAGGAAAAAUGAAUUAUCAAUAACUAAAAAUAAAUUUGAAUUAUCAGUUUUCGAUAAUUCUUUAAAAUCAUCAAAAUUAAAUGCAUUAUUAACUCAUUUAAGAAUUAUUAGAGAUCAAACAGCUAAUGAAAAAGUUGUUGUUUUUUCACAAUUUUCAACAUUUUUGGAUAUAAUGGAAAGAGAAUUACAAUUAGAAAAGGGGUUAACAGUUUUUAAAUUUGAUGGUAGAUUAAGUUUAAAUAGUAGAUCAAAUAUCUUGAAAGAAUUUAAAGAACCAAGACAAGGUGUUACAGUGUUAUUAUUAUCAUUAAAAGCUGGUGGUGUUGGAUUAAAUUUAACACAUGCUUCAAGAGCUUUUAUGUGUGAUCCAUGGUGGUCACCUAGUAUCGAAGAUCAAGCUAUUGAUCGUAUUCAUAGAAUUGGACAAGAAAGUAAUGUUAAAGUUGUUAGAUUUAUUAUGGAGGGAAGUAUUGAAGAAAAAAUGUUGAAAAUCCAAGAACGUAAAAGAACAAUUGGUGAAGCUGUUGAAGCUGAAGAAGAAGAAAGAAGAAGAAGAAGAGUUGAAGAAAUUGAGACAUUGUUUGAAGCUACAUAG
Molecule: messenger RNA, 3459 nt
Organism: Hansenula ciferrii
Lineage: Eukaryota; Fungi; Ascomycota; Saccharomycetes; Phaffomycetales; Wickerhamomycetaceae
Gene: RAD5
Product: DNA helicase RAD5
Exons: 1
Coding region: 1-3459 (1152 amino acids)
Molecular function (GO): nucleic acid binding; ATP-dependent chromatin remodeler activity; zinc ion binding
Source: RefSeq, a predicted model, not a curated record